Molecule: messenger RNA, 9102 nt
Organism: Blastomyces gilchristii SLH14081
Lineage: Eukaryota; Fungi; Ascomycota; Eurotiomycetes; Onygenales; Ajellomycetaceae
Product: cell morphogenesis protein, variant
Exons: 5
Coding region: 943-8202 (2419 amino acids)
Biological process (GO): cell morphogenesis
Cellular component (GO): cell cortex; site of polarized growth
Source: RefSeq, a predicted model, not a curated record
UAGUAGUAGUAGUAGUAGUAGUAGUAACUAACUAGUAGUUAGUCAGUCAGUCAGCAACCAAACCGCCUCGCUGGUGCCAAAAAAAAAGCCAAGCCAGUCCUGGUAUGUAUCGCAUCCUUCGCCUCCAUCUGUCUCUCUUCCUCCCCCCAGACCAGCUAGCCAUUCCCCCAACGCGCGCUGCCCAAGUGCCCCCGUGUCUUGUAAUGGAUUGUGGUCUCAACAAUGCGAGGACAUACCGUUUUGUUCUUCUUCCCUCUUCCCGUUGCUAGAGGAGGUUGUUGAAGAUGCAACAUACCUCGAUAUCAUCCAUGCAUUGCUAUUUGACUGGGGAUUGGAAACGGAAACAACAACUAACUCUAUCUACUUACUUCGUGCACAGCCAGUCCUCACCCGCUGCGGCCGGUUGGUGCUGGUCAUGCGCUGCCAUUCAGGCUGGAAGAACCUGCUCUCCCCAUCCCCCAGAAAAACAUACACUCCUCGUCCGACCGUUUGGCCUCCAGAAACCCUCCUCCUCCGACAUUAUCCCAUGCUCGAGACCCAUCUGCUCCGCGCGGGAGAGCUGCUGGUUCUUCCCCGGUUUCCCUUCAAUCUCUACAACCACAACCACAACCACGGCUACGGACCCAGUCCCACUCCAAAAGCCCCGAGUCCGUAGGUACACGAUCAGGUACCAGCCUGGACGGCGAAGGUCUAGAGAGACGCCCUUCCAAUUCCGCGUACGGUCACCAUCGUCAGGCCUCAAUAGUCCACGGAAGCAUCCAGCACUCGAGGAAUGCAAGUUUUGCCGCUUCCUCCGCUACUGCCAGCCCUCUAAGUCCGGAGGCCAUUGCGACUGCAGCAUUUGGGGUUGCCCAUGUCAUUGAUCCACCUUCGAAUGGAAAACGAGAUCCUCUUGAAUACCCUGCUGGAUAUACUGGGGGCGGAACCCCUGUCACUGGCCAGAUGCAGCCGUUGAGCCUAGCAACUAUACCGGAUAAUCACCAGGCCGAAAUGGCUAGUGAGCCAUCUUCCCAACGUAAAGCAACUACAAGUGGGAAAUCGCGACGAGACCAUUCCCAUCAUCCCUCACAUUCUGCCAAACAUUCGCAGGAAGCGAGAACUGUCGGGGAAUAUGCUCUACAUCAUCUAUUCAACUCGUUUGUUGGCCAGGCAGAUGAAAAAAUCAAUCAAUGCAUUUUAAGCAUCGAUGAAUAUGACACGCCUGUGGAACAUAUUUGCGGCCCAGGUGCUGAUCCUAUCUUCGAUCAACUCAUUUCCGCUCUGGGACACAUUGCGAAAAGGAAACCGAAGCCUUUGAUAGAUACAAUUAUGGUUUGGAGAAAGGCCAAGGGAGAAGCUGCGUCUGCAGCUAAACACGCUGCCAGCCAGGCAAGGCAAGUGCCCCCUUUUGUGGGCGCUCUUUCCCGCCGUAAUACCGAACCUACGCAUCCCGGGCCUGAAAGUCAAGAUUCCAGCGCUGUGCCGAACGGCUCGCACCUCUCACCUGUAUCGCGGCAAGAGGACGUAAUACUCGCUGAACGCCGGGCUACAGUCUCUGUAUACCUCGUCUGUCGCGUGUUGAUCGAAAUUUUCAACCAGAGCACUCUGCAAGCCAUCACUUCCGAGAUGGCAGAGCGGCUAGAAGACAUUGUUUUUGGGCAAUUGAAAACUGUUGAUCCGGACCAAAUUGCUGCAUCGCCGCUUCGAAUGGCAAACUGGCGUAUAUAUGGUCAACUUUUGGGUAUCAUGAGUGAAUCUAGUUUUACCAGCGUUACCAACAGAUUCCUUGCGGAAUUAAGCCAGUUUCAGAAGGAUGACUUCAGAUUAGCAGCGGCAAAAGAUGCGGAGGCGAAAGCGGAGUUACUUAUAUAUGGGAUGAGACAUAUCCAAAUCCGGACCUCCCCAGAGGAUGUUUGGAGUAGGUCUUGUGACUUUUUACAAUCCGUGGCGAGAUUAUUCGUCAAUUCGCACGGCCAGGCCUUGAAACAAGCAUAUUGCCAGAUUCUCGAGGUCCUCCUCCUCCCUAUCGCGGGUAAUCUCACCUGUGACUUUACGUCACCCAAAUGGAAGGAGCUUGUGGACAUCCUUUUUCCACGCUUAUCUCAAAUUCUCGGAAAACCUCGGCACUGGAAUAGUGCAUUCCCCCUUUAUACUCUACUUCUAUGCGUGUCGCCCAAAGAAACAUUUUAUGCCCAGUGGAUGUCUGUGAUUACCAGCCUCCCGCCAAAAUUGAAAGACCGGCCUACCCGAGGGACAGCCCUCCAGGCAAUCUGUCGAUUACUUUGGACAUACCUCUUUCGCUACACCGAUUCCCAAAAUAACCCACUUCGAAAAAUAGAUGAAAUCACACGAAUCGCUCUUCCAGGCGGUAGAAGGACGUAUUUAACUACUGAGACAGCCGUGGCUGAGCCGUUGACACAACUUAUCCGGAUGGUCGGUUAUAAACACCCUGAUAUGUGCUUCAGAGGUAUAAUAUUCCCGCUGGUUAACUCGGACCUCAUCAUGUCUGGUAAAGAAUUGAAAAUUGAGCAAAUGGAGCCUGAGAAGAUGGUGAUUGGGAUCCGCUCCUUUCUAGCGAUAAUGGCCGAUUUAGACCAUGGAGGCCAACAGCCACCUCCAUUCCCGCAGGACUUUGCUGUCACAGACCAACCAUUUACCUCAGCUUUUCCCUUUGUCGACCCGCGGACAACAACGGUAGACACUUUAAAUCCGAACAAAAAAGCCCUACAAGAGGCCGUCUUCCGACCGGUCAAUACCGCGAAACUUAGUGAGAAUUCCCGGAAAUUUUAUUUCCGUUUCUGUGAAAUACUAGGAAAGAUCACAAUCUUAUGUGAUAACACAUUUGGUGGCCAGGCAGCUCUAGAUGAGAAGUUCGGUGGAGUCACGCCCAAAACACCAAUCGCAGAAGCUUUUAGCUUUGGAAGAAGAGAUGACCAUUCAACUGGCCCUGACCAAAAACAAGCCUUUUAUGAUCUACUACAUGUUGCUGUCCAGGCUCUCCCUCGUUGUCUCUGCGAUCAUAUUCCUUUCAAUUCUUUGAUAAAUUUACUCUGCACCGGGACUGCGCAUGUACAGUCUAAUAUUGCCAGCUCUUCGGCCGAGUCUCUCAAAUCCAUUGCUCGCCAAUCCCACGCUCAGCAUGUUGCAAUUGGGUUCGCUCGAUUCAUUUUCAAUUUCGAUGCGAGGUAUUCAACAAUGUCGGACGAGGGGAUGCUGGGCCCGGGACACAUCGAAUCUACUUUGAAAUUAUAUGUUGAGCUGAUACAAAUUUGGAUUGAAGAGAUAAAACAAAAAAGCAAAGACGCGAGUUCAGACCCGGCAGAGAAUGGUGGAAGUGGAAGUAGGGGGGUGCAACUAGACUUGUCAGCUGUCAUGGCUCAUGUGGAGGAGAUCGAGUCCCACGGACUCUUCUUUUUGUGUUCGCAGUCAAGACGAGUUCGCGCAUUUGCGAUCACUGUCCUUCGUCUUGUUACUGAGUUCGACAGCGCCCUGGGCAAAACUGGGAAAGACGUGCCGCGUAUAAUUCAGAUUUUGGAAGACGAGUCGUACAAUGUUCUAGAUCUGAAGGAUGACCUGCUUACCGUUGCGGAGAGGAGCCGACUUCAAAAAGGGAAGCAACAAAAUGGGCCACACAACACCCUCAUAGAGAUUUGUAGCAGCGAGGUUUCCUAUGACUCUACUCUCUGGUCUAAGGUGUUUCCAAAUCUCAUCCGCAUCAGUUUCAGAACUUGCCCAUUUGCCGUAACCUUGGGACGCGAAAUUGUUUGUGCUAGACUAGUUCAAAUGCACAACAGCAUCGCUGCCCUUGCCGAAAAUUUUCAACCAGGACAGUACGCCUCGCUGGACAUUGUCCAAGGUCGACCGGCUCCCCGCAGCAGCAACUCGCCCGACAUCUUGGUCGAGCAGUGGAAAUUGUACUUGAUAAUGGCGUGCACUACCAUCAAUACAGCGGGCGCACAAUCACAAAGUCAGCUUGCCAAUGCUCAGCAUGCUCGUAAAACAUCGAGGGCAGGUCAACAUCCCCAGGAUAAAAUCGGUUCUGCUAGAGCACUUUUUGCAACUGUUAUUCCUCUGCUAUCUGCUGGCCCUGACUCGAUUCGCAAUGCUAUUGUUGUCGCCCUUGGUUCGAUAAACAAAAAUCUGUAUCGUACAUUGUUGGAAUCAUUGCAGUAUGCAGUGACUACCUGCAAUGAAGAAGCUCGAGUACGAAUUGGAACGCACAAUAGGACUCCCAGCAGCCCCCGGAGAAACAGGAGAACAGAUAGACUACGAACUGAAGUCACCAAUGUCUACAAGGUCACAUCGCACUUUCUGAAGGAGCCGGAGGUGUACAACGACGACUGGAUCCUCAACAACCUGGUAACGUACACGAAAGAUUUGAGGAUAUUCCUCAGUGACGUUGAGGUGCAAAAUGACCUUGAGUUCCAGAGGCUUAGAUUCCAUUACUGUGGAUUACUAAAGGAGCUAUUCGAAGGCAUCAAUAAAUCCAAAGAUCCCUCCCGCUGGAUGCCCUUUGAGUCGAGGAAGUCCGCAUUUUCGCUCAUGGAGGAUUGGUGUGGUUAUUCGCCGAAUCAGUCCCAGAUCGCUGCACGGGAAGAAAACAUGAGGAAACUUGCGCUUGCGCGACAAAGAGAACCAUGGGAGGUUCGAAGUACUGCAGCGUUGGAGAUUGAGAAGAGGAAUUUGAGGACGGCUGCUCUGAGUGCUAUGGCUUCUCUAUGCGGCGGGCCCAUCAAAAUAACUACAGAGAGCAGAGCUACUCUCCAAUUCGAUGUGCGACGUAUGCUUUCCUGGAUUGAUAUCAUCCUUAAUACUGUGAGCGACAAACUCCAUGCCAUUGGGCGACGGGCUCUGAAGAACUUGAUCGUCCACAAUAAGGAUCUGCCACACCUUUUAGAACAGUCAAUCGAAAUGUGCUACAUCUCCGAAAGUCCCAAAGCAUUAGAGAGCUACUUCGAUGUCGUUGCACAAGUUUUGAUCGAGCACACUGAUUAUCCGUUUGCAUUUUGGAGAAUUCUUGGGGCUGUUCUUUUCGCACUGGGCAACGCGAAACGAGAGAUCCGGAUGAAAUCUGCACGUUUAUUACGUACACUUGAAGAGCGCCAACAGAAGAACUCUAGGAUUCAGGACUUUGACAUCAGCAUAUCCGAUAAGACAACUGCUGUCUACAAGCUUGCUCAGUUUGAAACUUCAAAGCGGUUGGCGCAACAACACACUGACCUAGCAUUCACGAUCUUUUCGGAAUUUUCACUGCACUUCAAGAAAAUCCAACCAGACACCCAACGAAACAUGGUAGCAGCAAUUCUUCCGUGGAUCCAGGCAAUAGAACUUCAAGUGGAUCCAAAUGGCGGACCAACGGCCAAGUCGUAUAUGCUCCUUGCCAACCUCUUCGAGAUCACAAUUCAAUCUGGCAACGUUCUUCCCAACGAAGUCCAAGCACUCUGGCAAGCGCUUGCUACGGGCCCUCAUGCUGGCAAUGUGCAACUGGUUCUUGAUUUUAUCAUCAACCUCUGUCUCGAGCGGAAGGAACAAAAUUUCGUAGAUUACGCGAAGCAAAUUAUUGUCUUCUUGUCCACGACGUUGGCUGGUUCUAAAGUCAUUGAGUUUUUCUUGAUGCAGGUCGUGCCUAAGAAUAUGGUUCACGAACGGAGAGACCCGAUUCCGCUGCCGCCUGACUUGAAAAGCUUGCCAUAUGUCGCCGACCUUGGGACUGUUUUGCCCGUUGGUAACAAGCAAGCUGGAUUUUCACUAGGCCAAGUCUCUCUCAUUUUCCUCGUCGAUUUGAUGGUUUCUCCUGUUACACUUGGGCUCGACAGUGUGAUCAAAUUACUCCAUACUGCCCUCAUAUUCUGGGACCAUUACACACUCACCGUACAAGAGCAAGCCCGUGAGAUGCUUGUCCAUUUAAUCCACGAGCUUGUUGCUUCAAAAAUUGGUGACUCACCGGAUGGCAUGAGGACAUCUAUCGAAGAUUUCGUCGAAUGUAUCCGUCGGGGUGACGCCGCUGUUGUUUGGGACUAUGAGGACAAUAAUGGCGGCGAUGAUGACCAGGAUACCAGCAGGGUUCCUGCGUCUAUGCAUCGUGUGACCCAAGAUGUCGCGAAUUUUUUCUCUGCUGCGUACGAAGGUGUGAACGAUCUAUGGGCGAAAGAGGCGUUAAACUGGUCUACUUCUUGCCCUGUCCGGCACCUUGCAUGUCGGUCCUUUCAGGUGUUCAGAUGCAUUUCGACGUCCCUUGACUCGAGAAUGCUAGCGGAUAUGCUCGCACGGUUGUCUAAUACGAUUGCCGACGAGGAAACCGAUUACCAAACCUUCUCGAUGGAAAUUUUGACCACGUUGAAAGUUAUCAUCAGCUCCCUUGCGCCACAGGAUUUGCUGCGCUACCCCCAACUCUUCUGGACAACGUGUGCAUGCCUUAACACGAUUCAUGAGCGCGAGUUCAUGGAAAGUGUUGGUAUGCUGGAAAAAUAUCUGGACAAGGUGGACAUGCGUGACCCGGCUGUUUUAACGAAACUCAGAGAGAGCAAACCGGCCAAGUGGGAAGGCGACUUUGAGGGCAUCCAGGUUCUGAUAUACAAGGGAUUAAAAUCUGGUGAAUUGCUAGACAAGACUUUGUCCGUUCUGCACCGGCUCACUGCACUUCCCAACGAUGAACUGGUGGGUGAUAACAAUCGGUUACUCUUUGCAAUCCUGGCGAACCUCCCGGGCCUACUCCACCGGUUUGAUCUCCCAGAACGGCCCAAGGAGGUUGUCGAGCGCGCGAGGCUACUUGCUUCGAUUUCUGAGAACAACGGGUAUACUCGACUUUCUGAUUGCUUAUUUGGCUUCUCAAGCGGCCACUAUAAGCGGAGUCAAGAUUUGUUAGUAGAUACUGUUGAAGCUAUUCGAUCUUACUACUUCCCCGCGCAAGAGGUCCAAACUCUUAUUUUCCUUAUGGGGUUGCUGACGAACACGACACCAUGGUUCCGCAUCAAGACUAUGAAGAUUCUGUGUGCUUUAAUUUCUGAAAUCGACAUGCGUCGCCCUGAAAUUGCGUGCUAUGGGCCGGAUCUCAUUUCUCCCCUACUUCGACUGCUUCACACUGACCUAUGUCCCCAGGCCCUAGAAGUGAUGGACCACAUAAUGACCGUCUCUGGAAACCCGAUGGAGCGACAUCAUCUAAGAAUGAGUAUGGCUUCGUCAUGCUCAUCUCGAGCGAUCCGUAAGGAGUUUGAGCGUAUCCAAAGUCUGUAUGGAAUACCGGAACGAACUGGCUGGUCUAUCCCUGUUCCCGCUGCCCAGUCAGCCCUGACGAGGAAUAAUGUGCAUGCUGUUUUCUACACUUGUGCAGACGCCGAUGGAUCCGAACAAACUCCUGCGUCCCCUGAAAUGGAGUUCCACGUGGAUGAAUAUAACAAUUUGUAUUUCCCGGGGCUACGAGCGGACACGAUGAAAUCAUUCGAUACCCAGAACGACGGAAGUAUGGGCGACUUAUUGCAGAAACUAGACAGUCUUGAUGAUUUCUUCGACGAAACUGAAGCGAUUCCAGCCCCCUUGAAUUCAAUUUCAGGUACCACACUGCACAGUUUCGCAAGCGACUUCCACGACGCCAGUGCCAAUCUUUACGAUCAGCAAACCGCCCCUCUCUUACGAAAGUCACUAGCUCGAACAGCCUCAUCCUCAUCUUUCCACAACGGCCUCGCUGAAUCCCGACCAACAACCAGUCGCACAGAUGUAACCGGGAUGCACGCUUCGACGUUCAGCGUAAACUCCGGAAUCCCAUCCUCCAGAACCUCUAUGCACACACGAUCCGUAACUUCGCCCGCAAACACCUAUCCCUCCAGCAGCCAGUUAUCGAUACCCAUGUUCGGAAGCUCAACUACACUCCCAUUCCUAUCCGAUGACGAGCUCGAGGAAGCGCUCUCCGACUCUGACCAGCCAUCCUCUAACUCAGCCACGUCUCCGCGCCAUGGCAGCGAAGGUCCGUUCUCGCUUGAGUCCGUGAUCCGCAGCAGCGUGCGUCGCUUGACUGGCGGCACGUCCUCCACCAGAGAGAAAGAACGCCAGCGGGACCUCCUAAGAGCUCAGCAGCGUGCGUUUGUCCAUACGGCUAGCUCACCACGAGUUCCCAAAGUCCCGGCGGAGUAUCUUACGGGUCCAGCGGGAGGCCUUCCAGGUGGCUCUACAAGUGGCCCCACCACGAGCGCUGUCCCACCGAGCGGUCCUGCUUCCCCGGGACAUUGAAGUGGCACACCUUGCAAUACUCUAAUUAUAUAAUCUCCCGUCCCUUGACUACGUAUCUUUCUGCUCGUAUUACUGCCAUUUUACCGCUUAAGAUACCCUGAUCUCUAAAUAUACUGUUUAACUCCCCCCCGUCCCCCCCCCCCCCCCCCCUUUACAUUUUUCUAUAUCUCACGUACACAUUUAUAUACUGCUUUUGUUUUCCAAUUUUCUUCCUCGGUAUCAUGAUAAAAUCUCCUUAAUGUUUGACGUUUUAUCUCCCAUCACCAUCACCAGCCUAGAACAAGUUAUAUGUUCUUUCUGGAGCCUUUUGUGUGACAUUUGCCUUAUUUUCUCAUUGUGGAUCCGAAAGUCAGGAUAAUGAUUGCAUAAGUUAUGGGUUGAUUGUGUCUGUGGGUCGGUGUCAGGAGCUUGGGGGAUAUAUGAAUGAUGAAAGAUUUGAUUUUUCCCGAGGCAUAUAUAUAGAUAGGAAUGGACGUAUUUAAUAGAAAGACUGUUUGGCUGCUUUGCGUUCGGUAUUUGACGAUUUAUUCCCAGUGGUUAUCACAUUUCUUUCUCCUGCGAUAUUGUUUAUGUUUCCUUUCUGGCGUUCGUGGUAGAUUUGGUUAUCAAUGAUAUUCACGAUAUAGAAUGGUGUAUAUUAAUCUUCAAAUCUAACCAAUCCACCCGUCUAAUAAAUCCAUUACGUCUAUCGACUGCAGAAAAUAAGUUGACAUGCUAUGCGCUAAAAAGUAUUGGUUAAAUGAUGGUUACCGUCUUUAACACAGCAUCUUGAAACAUCUCCCCAACAGGAUCUAUAGGGGGGGGCUUCUGCAGAAGAAUCACCGUUCCAAUCCGCUCAAAACGCCCAGACGAUUCAGACCGCUUCUUCAAGACAAGCGAUAUCAGAUGGUCUGUCGAUCC